UAAGGUUAAUAAGGUUGUAACCAAUAAGGUUCGCCUGAACUACACGGCAUACGGACCAGUCAGAUUGGAGGAAGGGCCAAAGCGGAUUUUUGUAAUAAUCCAAAUUUUCACCAGUAAUUUUAAACAUAUAGGCUUUUUUUAAUUAAAACGAAAGGAUCGAGGAAAACAUUUUCGGAAAAUCGAAGAUUGAACUCGCUAGAAGAGCCACACAAUGGAAAACACAGAAAGUGGAGACGAGUUGGGGACUGCAAUUUUCCACGCAGACCCUCAAACUUUUCUAGUUCAAGAGGAGAUGGACGAUGAUCUGGAACUAGCAGGCGAAAAUACUGAUGACUCAAAUCACGGUGAUAAACCAAAUAUUGUCCUCAGGGAGCAAGAUAGGUUUCUCCCCAUAGCCAACGUGGCAAAAAUAAUGAAAAAAGCAAUACCAGAGAGUGGAAAAAUUGCCAAAGAUGCCAGAGAAUGUGUUCAAGAGUGCGUAUCGGAAUUUAUAAGCUUCAUAACGAGUGAAGCCAGCGAUCGAUGCCAUAUGGAAAAAAGAAAAACAAUCAACGGUGAAGAUAUAUUGUUCGCGAUGAACACAUUGGGAUUUGAUAAUUACUUAGAGCCUCUUAAAUUAUACCUUCUUAAAUACAGAGAGGCAAUAAAGGGAGUUAAAGUGAUUGUAGGAAAUAAUUUUGAUGAUGUUUGUGAUGAUGUAUUAAGUGGAACGGAGAAGAUAAUCCACGACACACAAUCAGACAACCUGAUCUAUACCUUUCAGCCUCAUUUUUCAUCGUCUAAAUUUUAAAACACCACUUUUGUAUAAUUAUGUUGUAAAAUAUUUUCAAAUAUUAUUUAUUUUAUAUAUUUAACGUAUAAAAUUGUCCUUUUGAGCACCAAAAAUAAUACAUAUUUUUUAUAACAAUAGUGGUACUCCGAGGAUGUUAUUAAACAUUUUACUUUUUUUUUUUAAUGAAUGUACCAGUUGAAAGAAAAAAAAAAAUAGAAGAAAAGUCAUUAUAACUACACCUAAGAAUGUCAAUAGUUUUAACAAUAUUCUAAAUAAAAUACUUCACUUCAUGCUAAUUGCACACUAUGUUGAUUGUGAAUGGUUAAAAAUAAAAAUUUGUAGAGACAAA
Molecule: messenger RNA, 1121 nt
Organism: Cimex lectularius (bed bug)
Lineage: Eukaryota; Metazoa; Arthropoda; Insecta; Hemiptera; Cimicidae
Gene: Nf-YB
Product: transcriptional activator hap3
Exons: 6
Coding region: 212-790 (192 amino acids)
Biological process (GO): regulation of transcription by RNA polymerase II
Cellular component (GO): nucleus; CCAAT-binding factor complex
Molecular function (GO): RNA polymerase II cis-regulatory region sequence-specific DNA binding; DNA-binding transcription activator activity, RNA polymerase II-specific; protein heterodimerization activity
Source: RefSeq, a predicted model, not a curated record